Gongylonema pulchrum is the source of this 342-nucleotide messenger RNA. NCBI's taxonomy places the organism in Eukaryota, Metazoa, Nematoda, Chromadorea, Rhabditida, Gongylonematidae. The record is from the annotation of a GenBank genome assembly.
AUGUUUCACUUCCUGGACGUGGAAUACGUGAAUCACACCCAAGUGCUUGAGCAAGCAAAAAAAUUUGCGGUACACAGUCGUCGUAGGCGUGUCACUGCUGCGGACUUCGAUUCGGCAGUUGCAUUGGAAGGCUACCCGCCGUUGUUUGGCUUCUCUGCCAACGAUGAAUUGCCGUUUCGUUUUGCUGGUUCGAUGGGACGUGAUCUGUUCGUUGCGGACGAACGUGAUCUAGAAAUUACACCAAUAGUAAAUGCGCCAGCAGUAAAAUUGCCUUAUGACAUCAACAUCAAGGGUAGGUCGUUGUUUGAUUCUUUUGAUUUUUUCCGCUGCUACUUCCAUUAA